AUGGAUGUGUCAUACAACAAACUGGAAGGGCCGGUUCCACGAAGUGUGUUCUUUGAAGAUGCUCAAACUGAAUGGUUCUUGCACAAUAAUCAACUCUGUGGUGUAGUUAAAGGUUUGCCCUCUUGUGAAAUUACUAGUCGUGAACAACAUAAGAAUUACCAAGUUGUUUUACUAGCUAUAAUUCCUGCCACUAUUGCUCUUGUGCUUAUCACCACAGUAGUAACAAUAUUGAGAUAUAAAAGGAAGAAAUAUAGCACAGGAAGUGGUAAUGACUUGCAGCAGACAAAGUUGUUCGCCAUCUGGAACUUUGAUGGACAAGAUCUGUACAAGAAAAUUGUUGACGCCACGGAGAAUUUUGGUGAUAGUCACUGCAUUGGAACUGGAGGUAGUGGGUCAGUGUAUAGAGCUGAGUUACCUAGUGGUGAAAUAUUUGCGGUGAAGAAGAUCCAUCUGAUGGAAGAUGAUGAGUCAUUUUAUCAUGAAAUAGAUGCAUUGAUCCAUAUUCGGCAUCGAAACAUUGUGAAGUUAUUUGGCUACUGUUCUGCAACCCAGGGAAGAUUUCUGGUGUACGAAUACAUGGACAGAGGAAGCUUAGCAGAAUCUUUAAAGAACAGGGAAACUAUAGCUGAAUUGGAUUGGAUAAGAAGGUUAAAUAUUAUCAAUGAUGUUUCCCAUGCUUUAUCUUACAUGCAUCAUGAUUGCUUUGCACCGAUAGUCCAUAGAGAUAUAUCAAGCAACAACAUUUUGCUUGAUCUGGAAUUCAGAGCAUGCAUCUCUGAUUUUGGUAUAGCCAAAAUACUAUCUGCGGAUGAUUCAAACUGCACAAGGCUUGCCGGGACAAAAGGGUAUCUUGCCCCAGAGCUUGCAUACUCAACAAGGGUGACAGAGAAAUGCGACGUCUAUAGUUUUGGAGUGCUCACGCUCGAGUUGUUCAUGGGACACCAUCCAGGUGAUUUUCUUUCAUCCAUGGCCGAGAAGAGUACGUCACUCAAGGAUUUGUUGGACAUCCGGAUCCCACUCCCAGCGGCUGAGGUCGCAAGCAAAGUAUUCAAAGUGAUCACAUUUGCUGCUCGGUGCAUAGAACCAAAUCCAUCACGCCGUCCAACAAUGCAACAAGCAAUCAAGGUGUUCACUGCAGCUGGAGGACCUGAUAAUCAUGUUGAUCAUCUGCAUACUGGCAUUGUUAUCCCUGCCUGCUGGUCGUGA
This is a messenger RNA of Aegilops tauschii subsp. strangulata, 1206 nucleotides long. The record is from RefSeq and is a predicted model, not a curated record. Lineage: Eukaryota; Viridiplantae; Streptophyta; Magnoliopsida; Poales; Poaceae.